Messenger RNA from Acanthosepion pharaonis, 2595 nucleotides. NCBI's taxonomy places the organism in Eukaryota, Metazoa, Mollusca, Cephalopoda, Sepiida, Sepiidae. The record is from the annotation of a GenBank genome assembly.
AUGCAUCUAUCUAUCUAUCUAUCUAUCUAUCUAUCUAUCUAUCAAGACAUACAUAUGUACAAUCUCAUAAUUGCUUCUUUCUUUCUUUCUUUCUUUCUUUUUCUUUCUUUCUUUCUUUCUUUUCUUUCUCUUCUCGUCCAUAAUUUUUCCUUAUUCUCCUUUUCCUUCCUUCCUUCCUUCCUUCCUUCCUUCCUUCCUUCCUUCCUUUUCCAUUCAUCGUCUUUAUUUUCCCUUUUCUUUCUUUCUUUCUUUCUUUCUUUCUUUCUUUCUUUCUUUCUUUCUUUCUUUCUUAUUCCCUUCCAACCCUUCGAAGUAGUUCCGGUCUCACAAUACUUUCUUUCUUUUUUUCUUUCUUUCUUUUCUCUCUUCUCCCAUUUUCUUUCUUUCUUUCUUUCUAUUCUCAUUCAUUUUUCAUUAUCUUCUAUACUCUUUCAUCUUCAUUCUUUCUUUCUAUCCUUUUUCAUUAUUUUCUAUCCUCUUUCAUAUUCCUUCUUCCUUUCUUCGUUUCUUUGUUUCUUUCUUUCCUCUUUCAUUUUCAUUCAUUCUUUUUCAUUAUUUUCACUCCUCUUUCAUUUUCUUUCUUUCUUUCUUUUUCAUUAUUUUCUCUCCUCUUUCAUUUUCUUUCUUUCUUUCUUUUUCAUUAUUUUCUCUCCUCUUUCAUUUUCUUUCUUUCUUUCUUUUUCAUUAUUUUCUCUCCUCUUUCAUUUUCUUUCUUUCUUUCUUUUUCAUUAUUUUCUCUCCUCUUUCAUUUUCUUUCUUUCUUUCUUUUCAUUAUUUUCUCUCCUCUUUUUCAUUUUUCUUUCUUUCUUUCUUUUUCAUUAUUUUCUCUCCUCUUUCAUUUUCUUUCUUUCUUUCUUUUCAUUAUUUUCUCUCUUUUCAUUUUCUUUCUUUCUUUCUUUUUUUAUUUUCUCCUCUUUCAUUUUCUUUCUUUCUUUCUUUUUCAUUAUUUUCUCUCCUUUUCAUUUUCUUUCUUUUUUCUUUUUUCAUUAUUUUCUCCUCUUUCAUUUUCUUUCUUUCUUUCUUUUUCAUUAUUUUCUCUCCUCUUUCAUUUUUUCUUUCUUUCUUUCUUUUCAUUAUUUUCUCUCCUCUUUCAUUUUCUUUCCUUUUCUUUUUCAUUAUUUUCUCUCCUCUUUCAUUUUCUUUCUUUCUUUCUUUUUCAUUAUUUUCUCUCCUCUUUCAUUUUCUUUCUUUCUUUCUUUCUUUUUUCAUUAUUUUUCUCUCCUCUUCAUUUUCUUUCUUUCUUUCUUUUUCAUUAUUUUCUCUCCUCUUUCAUUUUCUUUCUUUCUUUUUCAUUAUUUUCUCUCCUCUUUCAUUUUCUUUCUUUUCUUUUUCAUUAUUUUCUCUCCUCUUUCAUUUUCUUUCUUUCCUUAUUUUUCAUUAUUUUCUCUCCUCUUCAUUUUUUUCUUUCUUUCUUUCUUUUCAUUAUUUUUCUCUCUUUUCAUUUUUCUUUCUUUCUUUCUUUUUCAUUAUUUUCUCUCCUCUUUCAUUUUCUUUCGUUCUUUUUCUUUUUCAUUUAUUUUCUCUCCUCUUUCAUUUUCUUUCUUUCUUUCUUUUCAUUAUUUUCUCUCCUCUUGCAUUUUCUUUUUUUUUCUUUCUUUCUUUUUCAUUAUUUUCUCUCCUUUUCAUUUUUCUUUCUUUUCUUUCUUUUUCAUUAUUUUCUCUCCUUUUCAUUUUCUUUCUUUCUUUCUUUUUUAUUAUUUUCUCCUCUUUCAUUUUCUUUCUUUCUUUCUUUUUCAUUAUUUUCUCUCCUCUUUCAUUUUCUUUCUUUCUUUCUGUUUCAUUAUUUUCUCUCCUCUUUCAUUUUCUUUCUUUCUUUUUCAUUAUUUUCUCUCCUCUUUCAUUUUCUUUCUUUCUUUCUUUUUCAUUAUUUUCUCUCCUCCUUCAUUUUCUUUCUUUCUUUCUUUUUCAUUAUUUUCUCUCCUCUUUCAUUUUCUUUCUUUCUUUCUUUUUCAUUAUUUUCUCUCCUCUUUCAUUUUCUUUCCUUCUUUCUUUUUUAUUAUUUUCUUUCCUCUUUCAUUUUAUUUCUUUCUUUCUUUCUUUUUCAUUAUUUUCUUUCCUCUUUCAUUUUCUUUCUUUCUUUCUUUCUUUCUUUCUUUUUCAUUAUUUUCUUUCCUCUUCCAUUUUAUUUAUUUCUUUCUUUCUUUCUUUUUCAUUAUUUUCUCUCCUCUUUCAUUUCCUUUCUUUCUUUUUUUCUUUCUUUCUUUUUCAUUAUUUUCUCUCCACUUUCAUUUUCUUUCUUUCUUUCUUUUUCAUCAUUUUCUCUCCUCUUUCAUUUUCUUUCUUUCUUUCUUUUUCAUUAUUUUCUCUCCUCUUUCAUUUUCUUUCUUUCAUUCUUUCUUUCUUUUUCAUUAUUUCUCUCCUCUUUUAAUUUCUUUCUUUCUUUCUUUUUCAUUAAUUUCUCUCCUCUUUCAUUUUCUUUCUUUCUUUCUCUCUUUUUUUCAUGAUUUUAUCUCCGCUUUCAUUUCAUUCAUUUAUUCUUUCUUUCUUUCUUUCUUUCUUUCUCUCUUUUUUUUUCAUGAUUUUAUCUCCGCUUUCAUUUCAUUCAUUUAUUCUUUUCUUCUUUCUUUCUUUUUUCUUUCUCUCUUUUUUUCAUGA